Naegleria lovaniensis is the source of this 1515-nucleotide messenger RNA. RefSeq lists its product as uncharacterized. The record is from RefSeq and is a predicted model, not a curated record. Bases 1 to 1515 code for a protein of 504 amino acids. NCBI's taxonomy places the organism in Eukaryota, Heterolobosea, Eutetramitea, Acrasida, Naegleriidae. The transcript has a single exon.
AUGACAGAAUUUCCAAAACAAAAAGAAACCCUAAAACGAUUCAAGUCACUAUGCUCCCCAACUGUGAUUAAAGUCAAUAAUAACAAAUGGACCUAUUUCAAAUGCUGUCACUCAGACACGCUACCGCCUUUGAUCAUGUUACAUGAUUUGACGGGUUCUUCACAAGAUUUUUACAAUCAAUUUUCAAUGGUAUUUGACGAGGGCAAAGAUUUAAAUUUAAUAAGUGUGGAAAUACCCUCGCAUUGCACCACAAUCGAUGAAUUUACAAUGGAAUUUGACAAGUUUUUGGAUGUUCUUCUGUUUUUAAAUGGUACCAUGAACAGUGCAGCAUCUCCACCUAAACCUACGAUAGCGAAUGGAAACUUGAAACGAUCAGAGCCUUUAAUCAUUUCAAAAAAUCGAAAUAAUUCAAAACAAUUGGUUCAUCUUUUUGGAUGUGGUCUAGGAGCAUUUUUAAUUCAAUGCUACGCAGAGCAGUAUCCUGACAAGGUUGCAAGUCUCAUGAUAGUCAAUGGAUUUAUGAACAACAAGAUUUUCAGUGAUUAUUCACCCCUCAAUGACCUGUAUAUACUAGCCCCUAAAUUCAUUCUUUCUACCAAGGUGUUAGAUUUAUUUUCUCCCUUUAAGGAUCGUGAGUUUGCAAAUAAUGAUGAAAUAUUAUACGCCAUUGAAUAUAUGGUUGACAAGAUUACCGAUGAAACCUCUCAAAAGCAACUCGCGUCGAGACUUUGUCUCAUUAGUGACGAGCGAAUGAUUAACACCAAGAAAAUAAUUGAGAAAAUAGCCAAGCCCUAUAACACCUGUCCUUGUAUCACAAUCGUUGAUUGCAUGGACGAUGUGAACAUGAUAUAUCCAACGAGUUUGAGAACAGAACUUCACAGCAAGUACUAUCAUCCACAAAAUAAUAUUCGACUAUGUCUCAUGAAACAAGGAGGACAAUUCCCUUACCUUUCUGCUACAGACGAUUUUAACAUUUAUUUAACUGUACAUUUGAGAGGAAUUUAUCAAAAUUAUUCAGAUAUUGACAACAUGGAGACACUCCAAGUCUCGAGUCCAGUAUUGUCAGGCAUGAAUUUUAAUGAAAAUGGUUUUUCGACACCCUUCUCUCCUGAAGCUUCUUUCGAAUCGAAUGCUUCCAAGAAUGCAUCCUCUGCGCUUCCCAUCCUGUACAAACACAUUUCAUUCACCCCUCAUACACCUCCAGAUAUUGCUGAAGAGGAUAUUACGAUUUAUUCGUACAGAAGUAUGAAUAACAAUCAUGAUUUUGAAGGAGAACUCUAUAGUGAGGAACCAGAAUGUGACGACGAUGAGUCACGAUGUUCAUCUAGUCAUGAAUUGAUGCGAUUCAAUUCUCAUUCCAUGAGUCGUACUAGUGGUAGUGUUGCAAUGAGGCAUCGUUCGAGUUCUGCAUCCAACAACACGCUACCCACAAUUGUUGGAAUUGUUCACAAUGAAGAAGAUGAAGACGAUGAGUCCAGUCUCAAUACCUCCAGACAACAUGACAUUCUGUUCUAA